Molecule: messenger RNA, 527 nt
Organism: Lactuca virosa
Lineage: Eukaryota; Viridiplantae; Streptophyta; Magnoliopsida; Asterales; Asteraceae
Source: the annotation of a GenBank genome assembly
GGGGGUUAAGUAAAACUCCUUUUAAUUUUUACUGAAAACCAAAAGCGCGAUUUGCCCCCAAUUCCAAACGCGGUUCUUUGUUAAUUGAGAGGAAGACGCAGUGCAAUCCGCCUUCAUCAGAGGAUCGAUUCGAUUGUUUCAGAGGCAAAACAAACAAUGAUCAGCAUCCUUGCUCAGGAGCGUCUACUUGGCGCUGCCCUAGGAAGUGUAUUCGCCGGAGCUGUUAUUUUUGAGCAACGGAGAGACAUCUACAGGACGAUCGCACAGCAUCAACCUGCUAAAUCUCAGAUGAAAGAGCAUAUUCAUAGCAAGAAAAUCGAGUUUGCACACUAUUGGAACAAAUCAGUGGAUCGGAUUUUUGGACCAGCUAUCCAGGCUCUUAGCUCACGUCGCUGGUAGAAUUAAUAAGUUACACAACCAAAUUAUGGAGAUGUUAUUGUUAUAUUUUCAUAUCCAAAUGCCUCAUGUUUCAAUUUCAUUAUGAGUUAGUUGUUCCAUUGAGGCCAACUGUUAUACUUCCUGUCAGU